UCCCACUCCCCCUUGUAAAUUAACCACAGCAGUAUUCCUCGCUGCCACUGGGUGCAGCCGGUCGGACAUGGCGAACCAGGACGUGGUGUUCCCGCCGGACAUGGGCGGCAUCGGGGCGGCCCGCGCGCUCUUCGCCUGCCGCGGCGCCGCGUCGACGCUCCGGAGCGCCCACCUUGGCAGGCAGGGCCUGAUCCCCGGCACCGUCGACGACGAGUAUCGCGCCCCCCGCCCGUCCACCAGCAGCAGCUGGGUCGUCGAGGCCAUCCGGGCGUCCUCCCCGGCCCGCUCCCCCGCCGUCGAAGAGCACGCCGCCUGGACGAGGAGGCACCCGUCGGCGCUGGGCAGCUUUGAUCAGCAGAUCGCGUCGGCGGCCGAGGGGAAGCAGGUGGUCGUGUUCAUGGACUACGACGGCACGCUCGCCCCCAUCGUCGCCGACCCCGACAUGGCCUUCAUGAGCAACGAGAUGAGGGAGGCGGUGCGUGAUGUCACGAAGCACUUCCCGGCGGCGAUCGUCACUGGCCGGAGCGUCGACAAGGUACACAGCUUCGUUGGCCUCUCCGAGCUAUACUACGCAGGCAGCCACGGCAUGGACAUCAAGGGCCCAACCUCCAAGGACACGACGGCGGCGGCGGUACUCCUGCUGCAACCUGCUCGCGAGUUCCUCCCGGUCAUCGCCGAGGCUUACGAGGCGCUGGUGGAGAAGACCAAGGGCACGCCUGGGGCCAGGGUGGAGAACAACAAGUUCUGCCUCUCCGUGCACUUCAGAUGCGUUGACGAAAAUAGAUGGAGUCCAUUGGCCGAGCAGGUCAAGGCCGUGCUUCGGGACUACCCCGAUCUGAAGCUCACCGAAGGCAGAAAGGUUUUGGAGAUCCGGCCGUCUAUCAUGUGGGAUAAGGGCAAGGCUGUCGAGUUCUUGCUCCAAACGCUCGGAUUCGACGGCCGCAGUGACGUCCUGCCGGUGUACCUCGGGGAUGACCGGACCGACGAGGAUGCUUUCAAGGUGUUGGGAAAGAGAGAUCAUGGUGUAGGCAUUCUUGUCUCCAAGUGCCCCAGGGAGACCAAUGCCUCGUACUCUCUUCAGGACCCCACCGAGGUCCUGGAGUUCCUUCUCCGACUGGUACAGUGGAAGUGCCGACCAUCUUCGUCGGCGAUGUGUGCAAGGGUUUAGGGGCAGUGACGUGCGUACAGAUCUCAAAGCUGACUCUGGCUCUGAUUUCUCAAGAAGUUGGAGCAUGUUUAAUUAACUAGUCGGUUAGUUAAUUAAUAGUAACGCCUUGUUAUAACCCUCCUAUGUACGUAUCAUGAUCACCUCACUCGAUUUGUACCAAGCUGCCUCGCCACCCUUAACUCAGCCCAAGAGACUGGUGGUUCAUCCCUGUAUGACGAGUGAUCUGUUGAUGCAUGACUGUGACCAGGUCAUUACAGUAAAAUGUAACUUAUAUAUAAGAACCAAUGGAUAAUAAUUACUACGUGAUCCAA
Molecule: messenger RNA, 1479 nt
Organism: Brachypodium distachyon (stiff brome)
Lineage: Eukaryota; Viridiplantae; Streptophyta; Magnoliopsida; Poales; Poaceae
Product: probable trehalose-phosphate phosphatase 8
Exons: 10
Coding region: 68-1168 (366 amino acids)
Biological process (GO): trehalose biosynthetic process
Molecular function (GO): trehalose-phosphatase activity
Source: RefSeq, a predicted model, not a curated record